Molecule: messenger RNA, 1659 nt
Organism: Zychaea mexicana
Lineage: Eukaryota; Fungi; Mucoromycota; Mucoromycetes; Mucorales; Lichtheimiaceae
Exons: 8
Coding region: 1-1659 (552 amino acids)
Cellular component (GO): cytoplasm; ubiquitin ligase complex
Molecular function (GO): protein binding
Source: RefSeq, a predicted model, not a curated record
AUGAAGCUUGCUUCUCAAGAGGCAAGUCGUGAACCUGACCAAUCAAUUCAAGAAUGGCUUGAGAAUGAGCCUACACUCGAUGCCAAUUCCGUCAACUUGUUCGACGAACUCUGCGAGGCUGCUAAACAAGGUGAUCUCGAAAAAGUCGAAAGUCUUGUACGCAAUUUCUCGGCACCCGUGAAUUUGCAGGAUCGAUUCCAGUGUACACCCCUCUAUUACAGCUGUACGGUCGUCAAAUUCCUGUUGGAGAAUGGCGCACAAUGCGAUCCGAAUACGUUCACAGGUGAACGAUGUCUAUAUGGUGCAUUAAACGACAAAAUCCGACGUUUACUGCGGUCAUAUAAAUUCUCCAAGGCUAUUAAUGAAAACCAGCCUUAUCUCCAAUUCUUGACCAAUCUAUACAACGACCAUACAUACGACGACCUCACCUUUUUGAUCCGCCGAUCAUCGGAGAUCGAGGACAAUAACGAUUCAGCGUCCAUUGACGAGUUUCCAGUCCAACGCUAUGUCAUUGCUGCACGAUCAUCAUAUUUCAGGAACCAACUUUUAGGUCGCUGGCGUAGCGAUGACAAGGUCAAACUUUCAUCCAAGCUCGUCGAUCCUACGGCCUUUGAAGCAGUGCUGCAAUAUCUAUAUACCGGUCAACUUUUCGACGUUGACAAGAGCGCAUUGGAGAACAUGGUCUUUGUCUGUAAGCAUCUAGAGCUACCCGAGCUCCAAGAGCGAUGUGAAGCCUUGCUUGCCAAUGAUUCUGACGAAGAAGACGAAAAGAACGCGAAUCGUGCUCAAGACGCGAAAGAAAUGGCCAAGAUUCGCCGUGACUAUGAAAUGUUUCUCCAAACGCUGCUUGGAUGUGCUCGCUUUGUGAAAAAGAACGAGCAAGGCGAAUACAUUACUGGCGAAUCACUACUUGAAGACGAAAGUCGGGUUGCGCCACCCGAGGCUGCAUUCGCUGACAUUGCUAUCCUGAUGGACGAUGUACUGUUUUUAUGCCACAAGGCAUGUUUGUGUCGGUCAGAGUUCUUCAAUAUUAUGCUCCAUGAUGCAUUUUCCGAGUCGAAUAUGGACGUGUCGACGAUCCGUUACAAGGCGGAUGACCAGGUGCUCAAGCUGCCGCUCAUUGAGGUGCACGAGAUGAUGCCAGAGUCAUUCCAAUAUGUACUCGAGUACCUGUACACUGAUCGAUGCACGAUACCAUUGGAACAAGCUUAUGAUGUCAUGCUUGCAGCCGAUAUGUGGAUGCUGGAACGGCUGAAAUCCAUUGCUGCCAUCACAUUGACUGGAUCCAAGAAGCCUAUCAUUGAUAUUUACGAGCUUGUGCGUACAGCCAUUCGGUUGAAUGUGGAUCGACUCGAACAGUGGUGCGUCAAAUACUUUGCAGAUCAUUUGGAUGACUAUAUCUCAAAGGUUGAGUUUCAAAAUCUGAUUCGUGAAAGUGCUCAUUCCAUUGCUGGCCGUCAAGAAACGGAUUCAAUCCCAUUGAUUGACGAUCUUCGAUAUUUCCUGGGCAAAAAAUACUUUAUUUUCGAAGAGGAAUUGAAUCAAGAAGGCAAGGUACCCGAAGAAUAUCGUGACAACUGGACCGAGCUAGAAACGUUGUAUAAUGAAAAGCUAGAGCUGCUGGAUCGUGUAUUAGAAUCAUUAGGAUUCGAAGCUUAG